Scedosporium apiospermum is the source of this 1830-nucleotide messenger RNA. RefSeq lists its product as uncharacterized. Gene Ontology annotation, biological process: lipid metabolic process. Lineage: Eukaryota; Fungi; Ascomycota; Sordariomycetes; Microascales; Microascaceae. The coding region runs from base 1 to 1830 and encodes 609 amino acids. The record is from RefSeq and is a predicted model, not a curated record. The transcript is spliced from 3 exons.
AUGGGUUUCUUCUCCAGUAAGAAGCGGAAGAAAGAAGAGCCCCCCGGCUCCUCAUCUGCUCCGCCCCACCAGUUGCCGCCUCGCCCUAGCACCGCUCCUCACGCGGCUCUCGCCCACCGACCCCAUCCUCAGCCCCAACAACAGAAGGUGCUCACAUCUCAAUCAUUUCCUCUUCAACCCUCACAGCAAGCGCAUGCCGGAACGCAGACCUGGCUAUGCGACCAACAAAAUAUCCCCCCCGUCCCUGCCGUCAUCCCCGCCGCUUCGGGCUCGGGAUGGACGGGCGGCCCCACCCAAUCUCAAUCUCCGCCAACGUAUCCACCACCUCCGUAUAACGGCUACCAACGCCCGUAUCCACCCAUCGUUGUCAACCAGCAUUAUUAUCUCAACUCCCAGCCCGCAUCUGGCCCCUACGGCAAGAAGCCCGGUACUUCGUUAGACAAGUUUAGCAAUUCUGUGAUCAACCUGACGAAAGAUGUCGCUCACGACGUCAUGCCCCAGCUCUACGAUGAGAGCGUCACGGCUUGGCAGGCGUAUGGGCCGCAGCUGGUCAAUUCGACAGUUGCGAUGGUCGACCAGAUUGCUAGCGGGUUCGAUCGCAUAAUGACUCUGAUUGAUGUCGACAAGAUCGACCGGAAUGAGCGCGAUCUUUUUGCCUUCCACCCUCAGCAACCUCUGGACUCGUCGAGACGAGGUCCCGAUCAGGGCAAGUCUAAGUCGAGGAGGCCUGAUAGGGAAUACCAUCCCAAGACGCAGGCCUCUGGCGUUGCGUCGGCUGUCGUGUCUGGUGGCUAUUUUGCCAAGGUCGACUUAUACGCAAAUUCAAGGCUUCCUUUCGACUUGCCUCCACUCAGACUUGCGGACUGGAGGACGGGAACGAGAGCCAUGGUGCUCAAGUCGGUGCCAAUGGAUGAUAAGAAUGUCAUCGUGUUUGCUAUUCGCGGCACGGCAAACUUUAUGGACUGGGCGGUGAAUCUUAAUAUGGCCCCAGCAUCUCCGGCUGGAUUUUUGGAUGACGUGGGAAACCUCUGUCACGCCGGUUUCUUAACUUCAGCUCGGAAAAUGGUUAAACCAGUCGCUGCCCGCCUCCGUCAGCUUCUCCAAGAGAACCCUGGACGCAGCGACUACUCCCUCCUCAUCACCGGCCAUAGUGCCGGAGGAGCGGUUGCCGCUCUGCUAUACAUGCACAUGUUGUCGACUUCGCGGGCCGCCGAAUCGGAACUCAACAUUCUAACCGGCUGCUUCAAGCGAAUCCACUGCAUUACCUUCGGAACACCGCCCGUAUCGCUCAUUCCCCUAGUCAAACCGGACAUUCCCCAGCUCAAGAAGAGCGUGUUCAUGAGCUUCAUAAAUGAGGGAGAUCCCGUCGCGAGGGCAGACAAGUCCUACGUCAAGACGCUGAUUGAACUCCUUGCCUGUCCCGAGCCCACGGCCGUGAAAAGCAGCAGAGACAACCACCGCGAGAAAAAGUCAUCCGGAAAAUCAUCUGGCAAGACCCCGCACAACAAAGACGGCUCCAAGGCCGUCGUAUCGAAGAAGACCCACUCGCCAUCGCGGUGGUCGUCCCGCAGCCCCGUCUGGAGGGUCCCCAACUGCACACUCAGUAACGCCGGGCGUAUAGUGGUCCUCCGGUCGAAGGAGCCGAAACUCAAGGUCACGGGGCGCAAGACCAUUGACGAGAGGUUGAGGGAUGGUGUUGUCGCUCAUACGGCGAGUGAUAAGGAGCUUAGGGGGGUGAUUUGGGGAGAUCCGCUUUGUCAUAUGAUGGCUUUUUAUUCGAGGAGGAUUGAGGCGCUUGCUGUUGAUGCCAUUACGGCGAAGGGGUUCUAA